Molecule: messenger RNA, 7595 nt
Organism: Oryctolagus cuniculus (rabbit)
Lineage: Eukaryota; Metazoa; Chordata; Mammalia; Lagomorpha; Leporidae
Source: RefSeq, a predicted model, not a curated record
GGGCAGGAGGCGGGAGACUGGCCGGGGGUGCGGGAGCGAGAGCAGCCCUGGGAGCAGGACCGAGUGAGCAGCAUCCUGAAAUAUCCGAUUGCUCAAACCUGCAACUAUUUUAAAUGCUCAAGAUUAAAAAAUAAUACUAAUAAUCAGGUGAGCGUCUUCAGUUUCCUUUAGGUGAAAUCCUUGCUCAUUUGAGCAAAAUUGUAUUUAAUUUUCGGGCGGUUAAUGUGAGAUUAAGUAGAGGAAGUGCUUUGGUGCAAGUGAAACUGCCUGCUGCGGUCUCUGCACAUGGUUACUCUUAGGAAACGAGAAGGAGUGGAACUGACUCUCCUGGUCUCCCAGCCCAGAUGUGGUUGGUUUGUGCGUGUCCGGCUGGAGGCUGAAUGCGGGUCAGGGGCUUUGGGCAUUAUCUCUUGCAGAGGAGAGCUCUGUGGGCAUCCAGAAGCCUGAAGAGGAAACUGGGCUAAAUCUUAAUCUGAUGGCCCAUUUUGGUGAAUUCCCCGACCCAUUAGAAACUUCAGCUUUGCCCUGUCCCCCAGCCCCCACCCAGGCUAGCUUCAGCUGAACCCAGAGUGCCGACGCCUCACAUGGCUAGGUCGGGAGGUAGGGUAGACUGCUCUGGAGUAGGGGGCAGGCCUGCAAUACUAAUGUGUGCCCACUAACUCCCCCCGCCCCCGGCCAACCUCCCGGGAUAACCUACAGCCAUAGGAAAAGCCAGAGACAGGUUCGAGGAGGAAGCACGGCCAGUGUGCCAGAGCAGCUUUGCUGUCAGUCCGAGGGGGACGCCCCCCACUCGGGGUUUGCUCAUGCACGCAGGAAAGGACCAGCACAAGGUGGGAUCCACACAGCAUGGGUGCUAUGCAGCCUCCAAGGAGGCCAUGAACCUGAAGGCCAACCUGCUGAGACAAGUCACUCAAGAAGGUGACUGAUUUCACUCCCACGAGGCCCCUAGAGCCACCGCACAGGAAUGAGACUUUGGAAAGUACAAUGGUGCUUGCCAGGGGCCUGGGGAUAGACGGGAAGGGCAGUCACUGUUGAAUGGGCACCGAGUUUCAGUCUUGCAGAGUGAAGAGAGAUCCGGAGGUGGAUGGUGAUGAGGGUUGUGCAGCCAUGUGACUAUACUUCAUGCUACUGAAUUGAACACGUAAAGGGGCUAAAAUUGUAACUUCUAUGUGACGUCUAUUUUUCCACAAACAUUUUUUAAAAAUUACAAAGUCCCUUAAAAAAAAAAAAAGACGCCAGACCAAACAAACAAAUGCGAUUCCUGUGGGCUGAAGUCUGUCUGUGACUUCCUCAAAGCGGAACUGACAACUCCACUGAGCGCCUCAAGCUCCCAGCCGCACCAGAGACUUCUGCGUGGGCUCCAUCGGGAAGCCGGGGCAGGCCAGCCUUGUCCUCCUCAGGGUGCCCUGUGGAGCCGGGAAUGUCACGUGGGAAGGGACUUGGGAGCAGGGGUCAGGGUUAAGUGUGUGGGUGGGGGCGGGAGCAGCGGGCGGCCGCUAGGGGGCGCCCUCAGGCCCGGGCACCGGGAGUGGCCGCCGUGGGCGCCUCGUCUCCCCAGGUAGGAGCUGUGGGAUCCUCGGAGCCCCUCUUUCCGUCAGUUUCCUCAGCUGCAGCUUUUCCUUUCCCGUUUCUCCUUUCUUCUCCUCCUCGGGCUUCUCCUGUCGGAGGUCACAGGCCUUUGGCCGGGGGGGGGCCCUCCGUCGGGAUGGUCUAAUUCUAGAGGAAAGGGGCGCUGGUCUGAUCGCCCCUCCCUGGCCUUGGACCCCACCCUGGUGGCCUUGAUGCCGAGGGGCCGUCGCAGAGUUCGCCUUUGGUUUGGGAGCCAACAUCUUUGCAACCGACAGGUCAUCAACACGUUGGUGGGAAAGGCCAGUGCGGAACAAGCUCCGGCCACGUGACCGCGGACGCCGCAAGAGCUCACGGGACGGUCUGAAGGUUUUCACCGAUUACGAACGGGAUGGGCUGUUGGUGACUUCCAGUCAGGGGCUGAGGAGGAAAACCGAGAUGAAGUUGUUCAUACUUUCAGGUCUUAAAAAUAGAAAGGAAAAAGCAGCAGCUGGCAGGGUGGCAGCGCGGAGAUCUGACGUGACCCCGCGGCCCCUGGGGAGGCGGCUGAGCGCCCAUUCCCGCCCCCGGCCUCGCCCGCCCCUUUGAGAACGUGUUUAAAGGAAACGAAGUUAAUUUUAAAGUCUCAAGGGGGUAGAGAUGCCCGUGCAGAAGGCGGAUUCUUUCCGUGUUCAUGAUGUCUGAAACGGCGCCCCCGCCUCACACGGUGGAGCUUUCCUGGCGUGCGACGUGCUGGGUGGGCUCUGCGGAAAGCCACAGCGUGGCCGGGGGGCCCCUGGGGGCCACGUGCCCUGCCCCCACGCAGGUGGGAGCCCCAAGUCUUUUCAUUCUGGAGCCUGGCACAGCCCUGUCCAUGAACCAGUGGAUGGAAAAUCUGUCUCUAUCACUCUGUAGGCCUGACUUUCAAAUAAUAAAUAAAUCUUUCUGUCACACCACAGUGCCAGAUGACAAAAGGAACCCGGACUCUCCUCCCAGCUGCUGCUUUGUGACCAAAGAGAAGGCACCUGACCCAUUUUUCCACUUCCGCAAGAGCAAGGCGCCUUCCUGAACACAACUACUUAAAAGGGCGGGUACUGGGUGCCUCCCUGCGCCUUCGUGUCCUCCCCUGUGAGGAGGUGUAUCUGCCCUGUCUCCCCUCCAGGGACAGUGGGAAGUUCAAAUAGGGAUCCAAGGUGAAGGCAGUGUGCAGAGCAUGAAGGCCCACGCAACCGCCCGCUUUGGUAUUCCCGUCUUUUCUCUCACCCACCCCCCUGCCCAAUUAAAAUCAACACGGCACACACAUAAAGAGGAAGGAUGGAGUAGGAGUGAGGAGGAGGCCAUUAGGACUGGGAAGGCUUCAUGGAGGGUGUGCCAGGGGCUAGCCUGAGUGUGCGAUGGGGCUAGCCUGUUGGAGGGAGCAGGUGUUCUAGGGCAGAGGAAAGAGCCUGAAUGGUGUGAGGCCGUCUGCCAGGCAGGGUGAGUGUCCUCUUCCUCCAUGGAUUUCGGACCACAGCUGGACCCUAGGCCCCAGGGACAGCGACCCUGAGAGAGGACUGCUCACUGAUCACAGAGAGGGGAAGCUGGACCAAGGUUAUGUGGCCAAGAGGCUAGAGGGCAGCUUGGCCCAAGGGUGGGGGCCUUCCCACUCCUGCUGGGGAGCUUUGCCAUUUCCCCCGUGUAGGACAGAGGCACAUGGGCGCUUUGGGGGAGAUGUGGGAGUCUUCAGCCAGUGGACUGACCUGAUUAGAGCUGUGGGGGGUGUGUGUGGCAAGUGCAUUGGAGGUGGGACAUCAUGGCGCCGAAAGGAGUCCAUGGGUGGUGAGGCCACCCUUUUCUGGCCUGCGGAAGUCUGUGCUCUUCCUUCAUUGUCCAGUUCUGUGAGGGUCUUUCUGGCCUUCCCUCGCCCUCAGAGGAAGAGAAGUCAUUCCUCUCCUGUAUUUUGAAAGUGCAGUUUUCUAAUGGAAUGUUUUGUACUUUUGUUUAUGGUUCAGAGCUUGUUGCUUCCAUUUUCCAUCUGUUUUCCUGAACAGAUGGUGCAUGAGUUGAAACUGGAUUGAGUAUCAUUUUGUUUUUACAGAGCUGGGACCCAGACCAGUGCUGAUACCUCGUAGGUGAUUCUCAAGGGUUUGUUCCGUGAAGGAUCAGAUGGACCAGGGCAGUGGGGUGCGAGUGCCCUGUGGACCGUGCCUAUGGAAAAUGGCCCAGGAAACAGGACUUGUGAUCAGUGUAUGUAGAAGUGAGGGGAAGAGAGGAGUGAAGGUGACUUUGAGAUUUCUUCCUUGGACCUCAGGGGGCUGCCAUUCAAUGUGAUUGGAAGCACAAGGAAAAAAUAUGCAAGGCAAGAAGUUAACCCCGUCUUUGGACAUUUAUUCAACAGGAGUGUGUCCAAACUCCUGAGAUACAUUGAUUCUGAGGUGGAUUGGAAUGGCUGAGCGAUUCACAGCGUUUCUGGAGGAAUCGACAGAUGACAAUCCAGCAUGUUCUAACAGAGGUGCAUGCCUGCGGGGCCCCACGAGGAAGAAGCUGGGGGCAGGACCCCCUCCAGGUGCCGGCUGGCUUAGCAUGGAGCGCCCAAGCAAGAUGGAGUUCUUCCAGAAGCUGGGCUACAGCCAGGAGGACGUGGCCAGGGUGCUGAGCAAGCUGGGUGAUGGCGCUCUGGUCAACGACGUGCUGCAGGAGCUGAUCCGGACGGGCAGCCGCCCUGGGGCCCAGGAGAGCCAGUCCGCGCCCCUGCUUGUCCCCCGGGGCUCCUGUGGGGCCCCAGACUCUGCUCAGUGGGGCCCGGGGCCAGCUCCAGAAGAGAACUGUGGAGACCCCGCCAGUUCCCUGCGUCCCAUCGUGAUUGAUGGCAGCAACGUGGCGAUGAGCCAUGGAAAUAAAGAAGCCUUCUCUUGCCGGGGAAUCCAGCUGGCUGUGGACUGGUUCAGGGACAGAGGACACACCUUCAUCAAGGUUUUUGUCCCCUCCUGGAGGAAAGAGCCAUCAAGAUCAGAUACCCCCAUCAGAGAGCAGCACGUGCUGGAGCAGCUGGAGCGGCAGGCCGUGCUGGUCUACACCCCAUCACGCAAGGUGCACGGCAAGCGGGUGGUCUGCUACGACGACCGCUACAUUGUGAAGGUGGCCUACGAGCAGGACGGCGUCAUCGUCUCCAACGACAACUACCGCGACCUGCAGAGCGAGAACCCGGAGUGGAAGUGGUUCAUCGAGCAACGGCUGCUCAUGUUCUCCUUCGUCAAUGACCGGUUCAUGCCUCCUGAUGACCCGCUGGGCCGCCACGGACCCACCCUGAGCAAUUUCCUGAGCAGGAAGCCCAGGCCCCCAGAACCAUCCUGGCAGCACUGUCCCUACGGCAAGAAAUGCACCUACGGCAUCAAGUGCAAGUUCUACCAUCCCGAAAGGUCGCACCACGCACAGCUGGCGGUGGCGGACGAGCUCCGUUCCAAGACCAGGGCCUGGCCGGGCGGGGGCGCGCCGGAGCGGCGGCCCUCGAGCGCCCGGGGUGGCCCCGUAGCGGCUGGGCAGGCUCUGCGCGAGCCCGGCGCGCACAGUCUCCAGCCUGCGCGUCCGCCUGCGGACCUGGCCGCCCUGCAAGGGAGCUUCUCGCUCCUGACCAUCGGCGAUGGCCAGGGGUCCCUGGGGCCGCGCCCCCCGGGACCCGCGCCCCUGCUGCGCAGGCCCGACUGGGUGCCCAUGGGCAGCCGGGCACCUUCCGGGGCUUCGCCAACCCCACGCGCGGGCAGCGCUGCCGCCCCACGGCCGCCCUGCCUCGGGGCGCGGGUACCGGCCCUGCCCGGCCUUCGGAGCCCUCAGGGCGCGUUCGCGCUGGGAGACCUCCCGCCCCGGCCCGGGCCGCAGCUCCAGCCGCGGGGCGGGCUCUGCGCCAGGGACCUGCCCGGCGACCCGUGGACUCGCCAGCCCAGCUCCGACCGCUUCCCGGGCCUUUCGGCCUGGGCGGAGCCGGCCUGGGGCGACCGCACCUGUGACUGCGAGGAGCACACGCGCGCUCGGGCGCGCCCCGCGCUCUGCUCUGUCUUCCCACCAGACCAGGUGGACAGCGCCAUGGCCGCGUUCCCCGCCCUUUCCGACCCCGCGGGCCUCUUCCUGCUCCUGCAGAGAUCUCAGAGGGCGGGCGCGCAGCCGGGAACGCCCUGAGCGGCCGGUGCAGCUACCGCAAGCAAGGCCCGUGCGUUGCUUUGCAGCUGGGGCGGUGGGCCCCUGGUUGCCUGCCUGAACCCGGGUCAGCGGCAGCCGCGAGGCCUCCUGUCUAAGGACGGGUCAUCUCCGCGUCGGCUGCGGGUGCCCCGUGGCGUUACGGGCGACCUCACUGAGACAGGGGCCUGCUGCGCGGAGGGAGGUUUGCAGGUUGCAAGUCCCAGUCCACCCCAAGGGUGUGUCCAGCAUCAAGCGGCAUCCACAGGGGGAGUAGGGGGGGUGUCACAGAAUCCACUAGGGGGUCCCCAGCACAAACCCAACGCAAUAGGAAGUGUCAGAGCGCACGCCACUGGGCCUAAUCCCGUGGACUCCGCUGGUGGCUUUGACACUGUGUGCCUGUGCUGGGCUGUGAGGUGGGGCAGGGCACUUGGUCCAGAGAGCCUGCCCCCCGCCCCGCCCCCUUGGCACACAGAAACCAAACAACACAAAUACACACGUGUGUACACCCUAGCACACACCUACCUACACGCACCAGACAUCUCGCGGCUCCUGGCUCAGCCUGUGCGUUUUUUCCCCAACCAUCCCUCAUGGGAGUUUCUAGAAUAGGCCUUCCAUUGACCACACCUUCUAAGCCAACCUGGGCCCAGUGAGUGCAGACUGGGGAGAUCCCCCAACCCCAUUUGUGAGGGACAGGAACUGAGCCACUGUGGCCACAGCUGUCCUGCCCCAUGGGGGGUGGGCAGCAUCCACCCAGUCCAGCGACAGUGGUAGCCGUCUAGGGAUGGCUCAUUUCUUCCUCUGGGGUGUAGUAGCUGGGCUGUUCAGGGACAAUGAGAGACACCUCCCAGUGGGAAGCCCGUUCCCGGUGCCCACAAGCUUCCUGAGGCGCCGCCAGUGCCUGUGGAAGCUGCUUCCUGUUGGCUGCUGGGCUGCCUGAGUUGGCUGUGCGGCCCGGGUGCACCUGAGGAAGCAGGUGUGCGCCUCCCUGUCACUCGCGGCAGGUGCUGCCCCUGGAGACGCGGGGACGCUAGGGCUUGCAGGGACACCUUUCCUGCUUUGAAACCAGAUGCUCCUCGCGACUUGAGCCCCAUCUGGUGCUCGCCCCCUCUCCCCCCACCCCAGGACACUGCAGCCAGUUUUACCUUCUCCCCUGGGGGCCUUGGUCCCCAUGAGGGCCCUUGCUUCCUAGAGAGAUUGGGUGUGUGUAUGUGUGGGGUUUCUCCUUUCGACUGGGCAAGCUUUCUGUUAGAGUUGCUUUUUGUGUCUCUGGUUCUGUCUCCUGAUGUGGCAUCAUUGUGUUGCUGAUUGAUGGCUGGAGAUGUUUAAACUGCUUCUUCUGAGGACAAGUUUGAGCUUGAGUAAGCUGUAAAGCUGUUUUAUUUGGUUUGCUGUGAUUAAGACACACACACACACACACACACACACACACUGGGGCUGGCGUAGUGAGUAAAGCUGCUGCCUGGGACGCCGGCAUCCCAUAUAGAGGCUGGAUUGUGUCCUGGCUGCUCCACUUCCUAUCCAGCUCCCUGCUAGUGGCCUGGGAAAGCAGUGGAGAUGGCCCAAGUGUCUGGGCCCCAUCACACAUGGGAGCCCUGGAUGAAACUCCUGGCUCCUGCCUUUGGCCUGGCCAAGUUAUGGCCACCGCGGCCAAGUGAACCAGCAGGUGGAAGAUCUUUAUCUCAGUCUCUCCUUCUUUCUCUCUCUGUAACUCUGACUUUUGGAUAAAUAAAUCUUUUUAAAAAAUGAAGAAACAGCACCUGUCAAGUGUAAUCCCCUUUGGAAUUUUUCCAAAGUCUUAGUAUGUCUUUGUGACACAAAACCAUGCAUGGGGUGGGUAAGUGAAACGCUCCUAGUUGCGUAGCUGUUACUUGCUCCAAAAAUAAAGCCCUUCGACCAUG